Messenger RNA from Phalacrocorax carbo (great cormorant), 1552 nucleotides. Lineage: Eukaryota; Metazoa; Chordata; Aves; Suliformes; Phalacrocoracidae. The record is from RefSeq and is a predicted model, not a curated record.
CUCCUCCCCAGAGGCAGCCGCAGCAGGGCUGGGACAGAGGUGGGACAUUGGCCCCUGGGGCUGGGACUCGCUGGCCCUGGCUGACGGGGAAGCAGGAGAAGUGGCCGUGCCCGUGGCCAUCGGGGAGCAUCGGGGGAUAACCCAGUACGAAGCAGCACGCGGGCGCAGGCCAGCAUGGACGGGCCUCCGCCACCUGCCAGCCCCGCCGGGCUCUCGGCGUACGUGGCCGUGUCGCAGCUGCUGGGCCUGACGCUGCUGGCCACCACGGGUGCCUGGCUGGGCCGCUACCGGGGCGGCGUGGCCUGGGACAGCCCUCUCCAGUUCAACGUCCACCCGCUCUGCAUGGUGCUGGGCAUGGUUUUCCUCCAAGGUGACGCUCUCCUGGUCUACCGGGUCUUCAGACAUGAAGCCAAGCGCUCUACCAAGGCGCUGCACGCGCUGCUCCAUGGCCUGGCGUUGGUCAUCGCCCUCGUCGGCAUAAUCGCCGUCUUCGAGUCCCACCGAACCAAGAGCAUCCCCAACAUGUACAGCCUGCACAGCUGGUGCGGGAUGGCUGCCUUCGUGCUCUACCUCCUGCAGUGGCUCCUGGGCUGCGGUUUCUUCCUCCUCCCCAGUACCUCCUUCUCGCUGCGCAGCCGGUACAAACCCCAGCACAUCUUCUUUGGCAUCGCCCUCUUUGCCCUCUCCAUCGCUGCCUGCUUGCUGGGCAUCACCGAGAUGCUCCUCUUCAACAUCAGGGACUCCUACAGCCACUUUGCACCCGAGGGUGUCCUGGCCAACACCCUGGGGGUGCUGCUGGUGGCCUUUGGGCUAGUGGUGGGCUACGUGCUGACACGGGAUGACUGGAAGCGCCCGCCGCUGGCCGAGGAGCUGGCCCUCUCCAUGGACUUCAAGACCCUGACGGAGCAUGAGAGCCCCAGUGGCAGCAGCCAGUAACAGCCCCAGCGCCCUGGUCCCCAGCAUGGGCACCUCGUGGUGUCUGCGGGGUGUCCCUGUGUACCCCAUCCCUGGUGUCCUGGGGCUCUGCCCAGCUCAGGGUGACGAGGACAGCUGGGCAAGGACAUGCUUGUUGGUGUAACGCUGCCCAUUGGGUUCAGCCUUGCUUGGCCUUACUCCUCCUCAGCUCUGCCCCAUGCAUCGCCCGGUGACCCCCCGAGCCUGCCCCAGCCCCGCCGGGACAGCGGUGCCACAGGCAGGGGCAGGGACUGGCGGCAGCACCGGGAUGUGAAGGAUGGGGGUCCCCAGGCUCUGCCCUGCUCUGGGGACCGGGGAGCGGGAGCCCGUGUUUCCCCAUUGCGAGCAUCCGAUGCCCAAAGCCCGUUUUCGGUGCUGAUGGGCAAAGGGGAUGUUUGCUAUCACCCGAGUUUCCCACUUGCUGGCAGCUCAUCGCCCUCCGGCACGGCCGUGCGUGGUGGCUGCUCCCCUCGAAGGGCUCCCGGGGGCUCGGAGCGACCCGGCGUCUGUGCCUGUUGCGUCUUCACGUCUGAAAUGUUUUCCCCUCUUGUGUGAUGUGCUGUCUGCUCAGUGGAUGCUCCCGACCUAAUAAAUGUUU